Messenger RNA from Linnemannia hyalina, 339 nucleotides. The record is from the annotation of a GenBank genome assembly. NCBI's taxonomy places the organism in Eukaryota, Fungi, Mortierellomycota, Mortierellomycetes, Mortierellales, Mortierellaceae.
AUGCUUAUGGCACUGCAGGCGAUGCCAGAUCUCUAUCACCAGAGUCUCCUCAAGUUGAAGCGGCUUAGAAGUCUGGCAACAGCCGCCACUACCGUGUCAGCACCACUUCAACCUGAACCCAUUCCUCUUCUGCAGCGAAACCAACAGUCAAAUCAGGCCACACCACUGGAGGAUCAUCUGGACGACACGGACGAUUAUGCAGUGGAGGCUGUAGAAUUGAAGACGCCGUCAUUCGAGCAGCUGGAUGCGAUGGAUGUGAUGAGAAUUUGGCACAGGUGCCACAGGAUGUUGCUCCUCAGCUACUAUCAAUGCAAAAAGCCGUCGUGCGAGGUGUUCUGA